This is a messenger RNA of Columba livia (rock pigeon), 12530 nucleotides long. RefSeq names its product erb-b2 receptor tyrosine kinase 4 (gene ERBB4). Gene Ontology annotation, cellular component: basal plasma membrane; signaling receptor complex; plasma membrane. The record is from RefSeq and is a predicted model, not a curated record. The transcript is spliced from 28 exons. The coding region runs from base 254 to 4177 and encodes 1307 amino acids. Gene Ontology annotation, molecular function: transmembrane receptor protein tyrosine kinase activity; ATP binding; epidermal growth factor receptor binding. NCBI's taxonomy places the organism in Eukaryota, Metazoa, Chordata, Aves, Columbiformes, Columbidae. Gene Ontology annotation, biological process: protein phosphorylation; multicellular organism development; negative regulation of apoptotic process.
UCCUCCUUCGCCGCCUCCUCGCGGUUCCGCGCCGUUCCGCGCCGCUCCGCUCCCCGCGUGCUGGCGGCGCAGCGCCCCGCGGCCGGCAGCGGCGGCCGCCCCGUCGGCUCCGCGGCGCGCCCGCGGAGGGGCGGCGCUGGGGGCGGUGGCUCGGCGGCGGCAACUUUUGGGAGCCGGCGGCGGCAGCGCGGAGGCUGCGCGGGGGAUGGCGGCGGCGCUGAGGCGGCGGCGUUGAGGCAGUGGCGGCGGCGCGAUGCCGGCGGCGGCCGGGGGGCUGCUGUGGUGGAGCUGCUGCGUGCUGGCGGCGGCGGCCGGGGCCCCGCGGACCGCCGCGGCGGCACAGGCAGUGUGUGCCGGCACCGAGAACAAGCUGAGCUCCCUCUCUGACCUGGAGCAGCAGUAUCGGGCCCUACGCAAGUACUAUGAGAACUGCGAGGUAGUGAUGGGCAACCUGGAAAUCACCAGCAUCGAGCACAACCGAGACCUCUCCUUCCUGCGGUCUAUCCGAGAAGUCACAGGCUAUGUUUUGGUGGCUUUGAAUCAAUUUGAAUAUCUGCCAUUGGAGAACCUGCGCAUUGUUCGUGGGACCAAACUCUACGAAGAGCGAUAUGCUUUGGCAAUAUUUCUUAACUACAGAAAGGAUGGUAACUUUGGACUCAGGGAACUUGGCUUGAAGAACUUGACGGAAAUACUGAAUGGAGGGGUGUAUGUUGGCCAGAACAAAUUUCUUUGCUUCGCAGACACCAUUCAUUGGCAGGAUAUCGUGCGUAACCCCUGGGCCUCCAACUUCACUUUGGUUCCAACAAAUGGCAGCUCAGGAUGUGGUCGAUGCCACAAGUCCUGCACAGGCCGAUGCUGGGGACCCACAGAGAAUCACUGCCAGACCUUAACCAAGACGGUGUGUGCCGAGCAGUGUGAUGGACGGUGCUACGGGCCCUAUGUCAGCGACUGCUGCCACCGGGAAUGUGCUGGAGGCUGUUCCGGACCUAAAGACACUGAUUGCUUUGCCUGUAUGAAUUUCAAUGACAGUGGUGCAUGUGUCACGCAGUGCCCCCAGACUUUUGUAUAUAAUCCUACCACCUUCCAACUGGAGCAUAAUCACAAUGCCAAGUACACCUAUGGGGCUUUUUGUGUCAAAAAAUGCCCACACAACUUUGUGGUAGAUUCCAGCUCUUGUGUCCGUGCAUGUCCAAGCUCCAAGAUGGAGGUUGAAGAAAAUGGUAUUAAGAUGUGCAAGCCCUGCACUGACAUUUGUCCUAAAGCGUGUGAUGGCAUUGGGACAGGCAGUUUAGUGUCAGCUCAGACAGUGGAUUCCAGCAACAUUGACAAGUUCAUAAACUGUACCAAGAUCAAUGGCAACCUUAUCUUCCUUGUUACUGGGAUUCAUGGAGACCCAUAUCACACAAUUGCCGCAAUCAAUCCAGAGAAAUUAAAUAUCUUCCAAACAGUGAGAGAGAUAACAGGGUAUUUGAACAUACAGUCAUGGCCUGAGAAUAUGACAGAUUUCAGGGUGUUUUCUAACUUGGUUACUAUCGGUGGAAGAGCUCUCUAUAGUGGCCUUUCGUUACUCAUUCUAAAGCAACAAGGCAUUACCUCUCUGCAGUUUCAGUCCUUGAAGCAAAUCAGUGCUGGCAACAUCUACAUAACAGACAACAGCAAUCUGUGCUACUACCACACUGUCAACUGGACCAGCCUCUUCAGCACACCCAGUCAAAAGACUGUGAUUCAUCGAAAUAAAAAGGCAGAGAACUGCACUGCCGAUGGGAUGGUGUGUAAUGAGCUGUGCUCAAGCGAUGGCUGUUGGGGGCCGGGGCCAGACCAGUGUCUCUCCUGCAAGCACUUCAUCAGGGGAAGGACCUGCAUUGACUCUUGUAACCUGUAUGAUGGGGAAUUUCGAGAAUUUGCAAAUGGUUCCGUUUGUGUGGAGUGUGAUCCCCAGUGUGAAAAGAUGGAAGAAAAUAUGAUCACGUGCUAUGGGCCGGGUCCUGACCACUGCACAAAGUGUUUCCAUUUUAAGGAUGGUCCAAAUUGUGUGGAAAAAUGUCCUGAUGGCUUACAGGGGGCCAACAGCUUCAUCUUCAAAUAUGCUGAUGAGGAUCGUGAGUGCCAUCCAUGUCAUCCGAACUGCACCCAAGGGUGUAGAGGUCCCGCUAGUCAUGACUGCAUUUACUAUCCAUGGACACGACAGUCCACUUUACCACAACAUGCUAGAACUCCUCUGAUUGCUGCGGGAGUUAUUGGUGGCCUCUUCAUCGUUGUCAUUGUGGGCCUGACGUUUGCUGUGUAUGUUCGGCGCAAAAGCAUUAAAAAGAAGAGAGCAUUGCGAAGAUUCCUGGAGACUGAGCUUGUGGAACCCUUGACUCCAAGUGGCACAGCACCCAACCAAGCACAGCUUCGCAUCCUGAAGGAAACUGAGCUGAAGAGAGUCAAGGUUCUUGGCUCUGGAGCCUUUGGAACUGUGUACAAGGGCAUUUGGGUCCCUGAAGGAGAAACUGUAAAGAUUCCUGUGGCCAUUAAGAUCCUUAAUGAGACCACUGGUCCAAAAGCCAAUGUGGAGUUUAUGGAUGAAGCUCUUAUCAUGGCCAGCAUGGACCAUCCACACCUGGUGAGACUCCUGGGAGUCUGCUUGAGCCCGACCAUCCAACUAGUCACUCAGCUGAUGCCUCAUGGCUGCCUGUUGGAUUAUGUUCAUGAACAUAAGGAUAAUAUUGGCUCCCAGCUUCUGCUAAACUGGUGUGUCCAAAUAGCUAAGGGAAUGAUGUACCUGGAAGAAAGGAGACUUGUGCACCGGGACUUGGCAGCCCGUAAUGUCCUGGUGAAGUCACCAAACCAUGUGAAGAUCACUGACUUUGGCUUGGCCAGACUUUUGGAAGGGGAUGAGAAGGAGUAUAAUGCUGAUGGAGGAAAGAUGCCAAUUAAGUGGAUGGCUCUGGAGUGCAUACACUACAGGAAAUUUACUCAUCAGAGUGAUGUUUGGAGCUAUGGAGUCACUAUCUGGGAGCUGAUGACCUUUGGUGGGAAGCCGUACGACGGAAUCCCAACCCGAGAGAUCCCUGACCUGUUAGAGAAGGGGGAGAGGUUGCCCCAACCUCCAAUCUGCACUAUUGAUGUUUAUAUGGUGAUGGUGAAGUGCUGGAUGAUUGAUGCUGACAGUCGGCCUAAAUUCAAGGAGCUGGCUGCUGAAUUCUCUAGAAUGGCUCGAGACCCUCAGAGAUACCUAGUAAUUCAGGGAGAUGAUCGUAUGAAGCUCCCAAGCCCAAAUGACAGCAAGUUCUUCCAAAACCUUCUUGAUGAGGAAGACCUGGAAGAUAUGAUGGAUGCUGAAGAGUAUCUUGUUCCUCAAGCCUUCAACAUCCCACCUCCCAUCUACACCUCGAGGACAAGAAUUGAUUCCAACAGGAGUGAAAUUGGACACAGCCCUCCUCCUGCCUACACCCCUAUGUCAGGAAACCAGUUUGUGUAUAGAGAUGGUGGCUACGCUGCAGAAGUGCCGAUGCCGUACAGAGCUCCUGGCUGCAUAAUACCUGAAGCCACAGUGGCUCAAGGGGCCACAGCAGAGAUCUUUGAAGACACUUGCUGUAAUGGCACACUACGAAAACAGGUGACAACGCUGGCAAAAGAGGACAGCAGCACCCAGAGGUACAGUGCUGAUCCCACCGUCUUCAUACCCGAGCGGGUUGUCCGGGGAGAGCUGGAUGAGGACGGCUACAUGACGCCAAUGCGAGACAAGCCUAAAACAGAUUACCUAAACCCAGUGGAAGAGAACCCAUUUGUUUCCCGACGAAAGAAUGGAGAUCUCCAAGCUGUGGACAACCCAGAAUAUCACAACGCUCCAAACGGGCAGCCCAAAGCAGAGGAUGAGUACGUGAAUGAGCCGUUGUACCUCAACACUUUUGCAAACACCUUGGAAAAUGCCGAAUACCUGAAGAACAAUUUGCCGGAGAAAGCCAAGAAGGCCUUCGACAACCCAGACUACUGGAAUCACAGCCUGCCCCCACGAAGCACCCUCCAGCACCCGGACUACCUGCAAGAGUACAGCACAAAAUACUUUUACAAACAGAAUGGACGGAUCCGGCCCAUUGUGGCAGAGAAUCCUGAAUACCUCUCCGAGUUCUCCCUGAAGCCUGGCACUGUGCUGCCCCCGCCGCCCUACAGACACCGGAAUACGGUGGUGUAGCGACCGCGGUCUUACAGAAGUGGAAAGGCAACCCCUUCUAGCUGCCUCGCUCUUUCUCUCUCUCCUUUUCUGUCUCUCCUCCCUCCCUCCCUUUCUUUCUCCCAUGAGCUUCCUCUUCUCGCCAGUUCACUCAUUUUUGAUAUUUCCAAGUGAAUGGAUGUCUUGGAGUCGUUUGCAGAUUGGGUUGGGAACCUAGAAAGAAGGAAGGAAAGAGACUGAAAGAAGGCAUGUACAACCUGGCGUUCCUCACUUUCCGCAGAUCCGGAGGGUCGGACAGUCAGAGAAGCUGGACAGCAGCAGGAGAGGCCAGUGGCAGUGUUGCCUGUGUUGGAGCGAGUUCUCAGUGAUUCAAGCCAGACGUGGUAGGGAAAGCCACAGAGAGGCUGUUUUCUUUCAGCAGGAACUGAUGAGAGUCUGUACAGCAUUCCUGGAAAUCUCAAUACAGUUUCCAUUAGGGUGAAAAAUGGACAAUUUUUAUAUCAUGUGUGAUAGCAUAGUAAUUGAGAUUGAGAAUCCAAUUUCUUUCUCUAACACUUUCUAUCCCAGCGACUUAAAAUGGCUAACCUGGCUUUUCAUAAUCGUUCAGAUCUUCAUUGUGGCUUUCCAAGAAAUGAUGAUGUGACUCUAAUACAUAGCUAAAGCCUUUCUCUGAGCCACACCAUGAUUUUGUGCCAAUUCCUAACCGCAGAGACUCCAGCUCAGAACUGGUACAUGACAUGACCAUUUUUGUAUAUGUGCCAACUUUAAACAAAAAAACCCUUUCAGAAAAGAGUAACAAAACCACACCUCCGAUAUGUUCUUUUUGAACCUACAAGGCCAAGAAACCAAGAUUUGUAUGCAAACAGCUUUGCUUUCCUGUUUUAUACCUGCUGAUUAUAGAUACAUAGGAAGACCCAAACAAAUUCUCCCCUCUUUUUCUUCUUCGUGAUCAUGAAGGGAGUUGGGGAUGCUGUCAGGCAACACUGAGGACAAGAUGGAGAACUGGAGAGCUUGAUAUGGGUCAUGAAGUCUACUGGUGUUCUGUGGGGUGGUGGUGGGAAGGGUCCUUUAAACUGGAAGACACACACUGGACUGGAGAAAAUGCACAUAGUGGUUCACUGGAAAGAUAGUUUGCACUUAAGCUCUGAUUUUAUUUGAACUAUUUUCUGGAUUUUGAAUGAAGCAAUAUGGAAGUGACCAGCAAAAUACAAAAUAAUAAUUUUAAAUUAAAAAAAAAAAAAUUAUAUGUAAAGGUUGACUGUGGAAAUGCCAAAAUGAAGCAAAUCAAGUCUUUGGAACAAUGUCUACCAGUUCUGAGAGGCCAUUGCAUUGACUGCUUCAGAGAAUACAGUGACAGAGCAACCAGCUCUUGCUGCUGCCGCGUGAAGGACAGCACAGCACAGCACAGAGCAAGCCCUGACAGGGAUCGGAGGAGACGAAUGUCUUGCUCUGGCUUGCAGCACAGGAUGGAAUACUUUUUUCUAAAAGGAAGAUUACUCUGGCACAGAAGAUGGUGCAUACGAGGUUGGAGAAGUCAAAAUGCGCAUGACUCACAGAAGCUUUCAGUCAAAAAUGUAAAUAAUUAUGAGUCAGUGUCCUUGCUCUUAGUUCUGCUUUCAUCAACCUCAGUUUUUAGGUAGACACCCCCACCCCACCCCCUGGCCUGCUCCUCUUUGGGAAUAUCUGUCAGCCAGAGUUCUGGACGUUUUUAGCAAUCUGAAGCAGAUGGAGCCGGGAAGGGCCAGAGACACUGAUUGUUUGCUCCUGAUGCGCCAAGACCCAUGUGUGUGAGAACAUUUGCAUACCUAGUUCUCACCAAAAAUCCUAAAGAACGACUAAGUACCUUUGAAGAUCUGCCUGUGUCUCUAUCCAUCACGGCUUUUAAACAGGAAGAAACACCACCCGAUGGAUGGCAAUCUUAGGUGAUACAACAGUAUUUCAGUUUAUGCGCUUCAGUACUGUUAAAGUUGAGAUAUUUGGGGUGAUGGCAAUGAAACCAGCAACCACCAGUGUUCUGGAAAUGGCAUCGAGCUCCUCCAGAACCCUGCCAUCUGAACAGCUUGCCACCUUUAAUCAUAGGGGAAUAAGGGAAGAAGUAAGAAACACAAGAUAGUCACCCAAAUCAUAGUAGCUGGGGGUCAGCCUGAUGAAGGUAUUAAGAGAUUUCAAACCUGGGUUGGGUGUUACACUUGUAGAUGGGGGCCAAAUUGUAUAUGAUGGCUAGGUCAAGGUUGGUUCAGCCAACAGCCUGUUUCUGCAUCAGCUGUGUUCAGGCCGGUGUGAACCAGCUGCAGGGUGGAUAUUAAACCUGUAAACCGAGUAUGUAGCUGAAGAGUCUGAAAACAGCAGGAACAAGUACAGAUCUUUGAAGGGUAUUACAAGAUGUCGGGUCAAGUGGUACCAGGGUGGUCUCUGGUGGCUGCACAAAGUGACCGGCAGACCUCUAAAGCGGGAAAGAUGGUUGCAAAAAUACCACACCUUGCCUAUUGCUGGUGCCGUCUGUAGCUCCUCGUGACCUUGGUAGGAGACAGAAGAGGACAUUGGGCAGGGGCUGGAGAUGCAGGGGUGGUGUGAGGCCCUGGAGAGCACACUUCAGGGAAGGUUUGCCAGCAGUAGUGCUCAUAGGGCAUCAUCUGAAGCACAGGUGAAGCUCUGCCAUGCUGGGAUGCAAUUGCCAAGCUGCCCAAGGACAACGACCGGCACGGGAUUGUGGCUGACCUGUUUCAGCACAUAAGCAGCUCAGGUUCUGUAGGUAGGUGGAGAAAGGGGUUGGUUUGUCCCCGAACAAGUCUCAUAUCAGAGUAACUCCUAAUGGAGAAAAAAUUAAAUCCUGGUACAGCUUAUGUGUUUGGAUUCACGGAGGUGCACUCAAAGGCUGCUGGGCAGAAGCACACACAGCUCCACCCGGGUGGGACAGGGCUGGGAUGUAGCUGCUGACGGAAGGCGAGGCCAGUUUGUUUCUCUGGUAAUUAAAAGUAGUACCAGUGUUGGAAACAAGCUCGUCGAAUAAUCAAAAUGUAAAUAAUUGUGCUUUUUAACAACUUAACACUUUAUUUCUUACAAAACUUGAAUUAUUUAUUCAUUUUGUUGACUGUGGGUGUGAUAAUAUAUAUUUAAGUAGCGUGUAAAUGCGGAGGUUCCUUGAAGCGAGGCAGCGUGAAGGCGGGAACAGAAGCUGCUUUGGGCUGGGCCGUGCUGGCUGUGUGGUGACUCGAGGGGGCAAACAAGGGGGUGAUGGACACAGUCGUGAUGGUGGAAAACUCAACAACUGCAGCCUCAUAAAUGUCUGGCUUUUUGUUUUGUCUGUUUGUGGGGUUUUUUUGUGUUUUGUUUGUUUGGUUUGAUUUUUAGGGGGAAGUGUUUGUUUGUUUUGUGGGGUUUUUUUGUUUUUCCCUGAGCUUCUGGUUUGUGUUGAAUUUGCUGAAAAUGGUCCUUACGUUUCCUGCGCUGCCAGCAGGUGACGUUUGUUCUGCCCGUGGUGCUGGGCACCUGGGUGACCGGUUCCUUAUACCCAGAAAGAAUCACGAUUGUGCGAACGCAGCCCGUAGAUGCGCGCGUUCCCUCUGGAAGCUUUGACAGGUUUUUGUCUCUUGGACAAAGUUUAACCACGGUUAAAGAAAAGAAAAAGCAAAACUAAGGGCAGAACUGUUCGGCAGCUUUAAUCUGAUCAGCAGAAAUACCUGGCUGGUCCUAACUCACGUGUUUGCCUCAGUGGGUGUCAGCUGCUGGCUUGGUGAAGGGAAGGUGGGCAAAUGUACACAGCAAAAUCAUGGCAGAUAUUCAACUGAUUAUGUUGUGAAAGAUGGGGGUCAGGCUUUUUAAUUAAUAGUCACAGGUUUGGGGAAAACAAACAAACCGGUAUUUCCACACAAACUGCAUUUCGUCAGCACAAAGCAAUAGGUGAGAACAUUAGCAGAAGUGUUUUGUUUGGCUGUAAUUAGUUCUCUGGUUCUUGUAUGGUAUCUGUACACAGCACUGUCAGGUUUUAUGGGUUUUAUGAUGCGUUCUCCUAUGUGUAAAAGUGUUCCUUUCCCUGUGCAACUGAAGAGCAGUGACUGACUUUCCUAGAGCAGAUACCUGAGCGUGCAUCAGCCGUUGUCCAAGGCAACGCACUGAAUGAAAGAGAACAACAGCUUAUUUUUUCCUAAUCUCUUUCAGUGACACUUGUCUUAGAUGUUAUUAUCUACCUGAGGGUUAUGUCACACAGAUGGGGAUGCUGGAUCCGAUUGACUUUCUGUAACAUAAUUGACUGAAACCAACUAUUCUUUCUUCAACUCUUUUCAAAUUUUUCUACAAAAUAGCCAGGAGAGAUUCUUACAUGGCUGCUCGCUCAGAUGCAGCAGAGUAUUUACAACUUGCCUUCAAACAGGUCAUCUCGCACAGGUAGCAAGCCAUGGAAAUAAAUCUGAGCAGGUAUCAGCAGUAGGAGCCACCACGUGGGUCUGUUUCAGCUACCUUAAGCUCAGCCCAGAAAUCCUUUGCACAGAGAAAGGUUGUGUUAACCCUGCUUUGUACCAGUCAUUUGGUAGAAAAUGCAUUUCUCGACCGCAGUACUUGUGUGGAAUGAUCUCUUUUCAUUUAUUUCUGGGGAUUGGAACUAAAUGAUCUUUAAAGUCCCCUCCGACCCAAACCAUUUUGUGAUUAAUGGGGAAAUACGUUUCCCUUGCUGUCCCGCGGCGGGCAGGCUGUGUGAAGGGUGCCGGAGCAGGGCAGCCUGUGCGCACACCACCGCGCGGUACCUGUUUGCACUGAAGAUUUGAGAGGGAAUUACAGGGGAGCGUGUCCACCGUGCCCAGCCUAGAAGCAAAGAAAAUGGCAACUCUGAAAGACCAGCUUGCCCCUGACUUUCUGUGGAUCCAUUCUUUCCAUUGCUAUAGGGCGAGCUGGGCAGGACAAUGGAAACAUGAGCUGUGAGGUAAGUCAGCCUAGAAAUACACCUUGAGGUUGGGGUUUUUUUGAGGAUGGAGCUAUAUGGGAAACUUAGGUAUUAAAUUGAAAAAUCUUUUUUUUUCUGAUAGGGGGUCUGUGUAGGUGUCCUGCAUCGUGGUGGCAGCUAAAGGCAUUAAGGGAUUAUUUGAGCUCCAUUGUACCACCUGCAAGAUGAGGCUUUGGCCCAACUCAGAAUUAGGCUGUUGGUCUUGUCAUUCCCCAGGGUAACCGAAGGUGUCCCAGUCAGCCUUGCUUCACCCUGGGCAGGUGUCUGUUCAUGGACAGGGUGGCAGCCCCUGCAGCACCUGUGUGCUCACACCCGCUGUCCCUUUGAGGGAGAGGAAACGGGAGUGACAGAAAUGCCGCAGGCAGGACUGAUGGCUGGGGCAUCGCUCACCUGUCGGCAUGGAUUUUUCCAUCACUUUGCACAACUGGAGUAUCAGGGCUUCCACCGCUAUUUCCCAGACGCAUUUCGGAACUGUUUGCUCAGGUAGGUAUUCACCUGCUUUGAAGGCCGUUUAGGUUGAGCGUGCAUGGUAGAGCAGAGGGGUUUUUUUUUGCCCGAACCAGAGCUGGGCUUCUGAUUUUCAGUCACGUCUUUGGCUCUUGCAGAGCACCUCAAAGGGGACAGUACCAUCUCCUCGAGUUCCCUUCGGCAGGUAGUUUUGAAAAGGUGGUGUUGCGGUUACAUGAAGACUGUGUGCAUGUUCAUUUUUUAGCUCUGACACUUGCAAUCUUCUCAUUCCUGUGUAUCUCAGACCUCUGCUGCUGACACAACAGCUCAUCUAUUGUUAUAUAAAACCUUUUAUUUGGGUUUAAUUGGUUUUUAGAAAACCAAGGCUGUGCAGGGUGGGUUUGAUUGGCUGCAAUAUUCACACUCCAUCACGUGCAAAGAGCUGCGGGUCGUCCCUCAUGGCAGCCUCUGUGCCGGGUUGCUGUGUUUGCAAGUUUCCCUCUCAUUUUUAUUUCCUGGCUCUUGCUAAGUGUUACACAGGUACAAAAGGUCGCUGUUGCAAAUGGGACUUUCAAAUUGGGAAAGAAAAACAGAAAUAAAGAUCUGUGGUUAGAAGUACCACUGUAAAACAUCUGAAAAAAAUCACAUCAUCUCCACCUUGGGUUUAAUUGUAUUUUAGCAGUGGGUAAUAUUCCUGUACUGUUGAGUGGAUUAUAAUGCUGUUAUGGUGGUAGGCUCAUUGCUCUUGGGGAAAUGACUGACAGGUCAUUUCAGGGGCAGCUGGUGGGUGUUCGGGUCUGACUGAUGGUGCCAGGACUUGCUUCAACUGCAGCCAGAGUUGCUUCCACCCAAGGCAUCUUCCAGCUGGGGUCUGUGCAGACAAGCCAGGAAAAGGUAUGAGGGGGAAGCCUAAGGACAUUGUCCCGAUUAGGAAAUGAGGACUCAGAGCUGGUUGGUUCGUUGGUUUGUUUUUUUCUUUUCUUAUUAUUUAAUUUUGAGAGAGAGCUUUGUGGACCUUGGUAGAGAGGGGUUUUAAGGGAGACCUGUAAGGUGUUACACAGGGUGAGUAAUUAUUUCCCAGUCCUUCUCCCCUCCCCAAUUAAAAAAGCCAUGAAAUUGUGUUCCAGAUGUGUUGUGGAUGAAACCACCAGGGCAAAGGUAUGUCCCGCAUAGCACCGUCUCACUGGUGGCUCGGGUGUGACCAGGGUGCCCAACAGCGCCCUUUGCCAGCACGUUUGGCGCCACCAGCCCCGUGCCCUGCCCAACCUUUGAGCCCUCCAAGGGAGAAAACACUGUAUUGUCCAUAGCACUCCGAAGACUAAACCCUUUUGGGAUAACCACAGUAAUAAACUGUGAAUGGUAUUUUAUAAGUAAGUGGAGAUAUGUAUGCCGUUCUUUUGAGGUAAGGUACUAUGACAUAUGUAGCAUAAACUGGUACUGCUGUUAAAUGGGUCGAUAAUUAACUGAGCAGCUGUGUAAGGGGUAGCUAACUUUGAAUGCACCAAACCACCCUUUCUUUGGAGACAGGGACUGAAGGGAGUUGCUGGGUACUUGUCAUUUUAUGGUGGGGUAUGUUAAGAGGAAAAUGCAGGUCAAUAAAAACGCAUCACUUUUUAUAACAUUUUAUUGUUGGAAAUUGGUACAUACUCAAUACAUUAUUCACUGUGGUUUUAAUAUCUUUUUUGCCCAGUUUUUGCAAUUUCCCCAAAAUCAUAAGCCAGAACUUCUAAAGCAGUAGCAGCCCUGCUGUACGGGGCGGAAAUUAAGGGGAAAAAGCAGUCUUUUUCUGAAAACAGAGAUAUCCAAAAUAUAUUUCCUGACCUGGCACUCUUGAACUAUUGACUUUUUCUUCCUGAUGAGGCUCAGACUCCCAGGCCCGGAGGAUGGCGUUACUGUCCCCUCACCAUCAAAAGCCGAACCCUGGCUGGGAGAUGACACAGGAGCAGCACUGAACUCCUGCGAGAUGCUCUGCAGCCAGGGAGGGGGGCGAGAUGGGGCCAGUCUGGGUUGUAGCCAACUCGCCUUGUUCUCAAAGUGCAAAGGAAAAAAACAACACCACCACCAACAAUAAUACUUCUGCCUUAAGAAGUAAGUACCUUCAGAAGAAGAGAAACAUCAGCAUGUUGGGGAAGAUGCUAAUUUCUUGCAAAGUGAUGCAUUCAGAGUUAGCUGCCUUUCUGAAAUUAAAAAAAAAAUACAAAAACUACUGUAUGUUACUUUGAAAAUGUGAAUAGUAUUUUUAUAGCUUGUUAAAGACACAGCUAGUUGCAUUUGUAAAUAAGGAUAAUGUUGCUUUUAUUUUCCUUGUGGACACCAUUAUUUGGAACAUAAUUGUCCUUAGAGUUGAUUUGUAUAUAGGUAAUUUGCUUGUGAUUUAAGCCGCUCCUCCCCUUUUCUUUCUCUUCCUUCCCACCCUCUGGUUUUGGUUAGAAGUACCAUUUUUGGCAUUCUGUGUGAUUCUGUGUUUUAGCACUAUUGUGGUGUGUUCAGACUUUCUGCACUUGCUUACACAGUAGGGUAUGCCAAUUGUAUGUGGUGUAAUGUUACUUUAACCUUUUGUUUCUCAUAUUUUAGCUAUCGAGAAUUAUGCACUGUUAAAAUACUCACCUGGGUUAAUAUUAGGUACAUAUUUUAGCAUAAUUUCCCUUCUUUUCAUGGUUUCUUGUUGUUUUUUUGUUUUGUUUUGUUUUCUUUCCUUCCCUCCCUUUUUGUCUUGUUUGGAGGCUGGGGAGAAACCUGUGGAUCUUCUCUCUGUGUGGUUAUAUUUCCUGCCCCCCCGCCCCAUGUGCAGUCCCGAGUUUCUCCUCACGGUCCUUGGGGUAGAGCUUUAUCUGUUUGUUAAGGCAAAUGUAGACUGUGACCCACCUUGCACCAACCCAUGCUCAUCCCAGCUGAACAAUUUGAAAACUGUUCUGCCUUUUUGUUACAUGAAUCUGUCAGAAAUAUAUUUUUAAUUUAAUAUAAAUGAAAUUCAAUAAAAUAUGAAAGAAA